Messenger RNA from Daphnia magna, 1463 nucleotides. Its product is annotated as superoxide dismutase [Cu-Zn]. Bases 462 to 1004 code for a protein of 180 amino acids. Gene Ontology annotation, biological process: removal of superoxide radicals. Gene Ontology annotation, molecular function: copper ion binding; superoxide dismutase activity. The transcript is spliced from 2 exons. NCBI's taxonomy places the organism in Eukaryota, Metazoa, Arthropoda, Branchiopoda, Diplostraca, Daphniidae. The record is from RefSeq and is a predicted model, not a curated record.
ACCAAUGGAAGCAUAAAAGAUCCCUGGUAGUGGAUAAUUGCCUACGAUUAUUCAGUUUCAUAAUUGCGGUCCCUAGUAAAACACACCGAUAGAAAAUCGAAACAAAACGGUUUAAGGAAAACAUUUUCUUUACGAUGAAACAUAUUUUCCUUGUUUUUUUUAUCUUGUUGCUUGGGGCAGAAAGAUGUAUCGCAAUGUCAGUGAAAAACAAGUGAAAGGGACAUCGUUCACCCACACACAAAAAAACAACCUGGUGCAAAUUCCAGUAACUGAUGGAUAUUUACCUUAGGAUGAUUUCGGAGGUUGGAGAGCUUAAUUGCGGCUACCUGUGCUCAAUCAAUGGCCUAUAUAAGAGGCAGAAAACCAUUCAUCUACCAGUCUUCUCCACCGUCUUCUCCCAAGUACCAAAUUUGUUGGUCGCUCCCUUGCAAUUAGAACGGAACUAAUACAUUAAACACAACAUGAAAAUAGUAACUGAGUUUUUUGCUUGCAUAAUUUUUUUGACAGUGUUGGCUGUAUCCUGCCAGCCAAAAGAACUUAAUGCCCGAGCGUACAUGGCUGGAAAGUCGCCUGUUAAAGGUGUUGUCAAUUUCACCGAAUCGGCGUCUACAGGUGGCGUGAGGGUUUUCGGUCGAAUCACAGGAUUGACGCCAGGCAAACACGGUUUCCACGUCCAUCAGUAUGGAGACAUCUUCAACAAUGGAUGUGACUCCGCAGGGCCUCAUUUCAAUCCGACUAAUGCACUUCAUGGUGCACCGCAGGACAGCCCUCAUCAUCGGCAUGCUGGCGAUUUGGGCAACGUGAUCGCAAACGAUGAUGGGAUUGCAAACAUUGACAUAUUAGACAAUGUCCUGAAGCUCCGCGGCCCAGAUUCCAUUUUGGGACGGUCCAUCGUCGUCCAUGCCAAUGAGGAUGAUCUCGGCCGCCAAGACAAUGAAGAAAGCAAAAAGACAGGCAAUUCUGGACCUCGUCUUGCUUGCGGCAUCAUCGCCAUUGUUCCCUAAAUUCUAGAACAAAGUAUAAUUAUUUGAGUUAGUGCGUCUCACAUGAUUAGUUGAACUUUUAAUGUUGAGGUUUGUUGGUCGUAUCAUAAAUGGCGGGCACUUUUUUGUUUAGUUUUUUGUUUUUAAAUGUUAUCACGUAGUAUAAGAUUUGGCGGCAUGGACACCACGAGCCUCAUGCAUGGGAAACAACGUGAAUUGAGGACUGAGACAAAUUAUCCUAGCAGAAAAACUAUCAAACAUGGAAAACACACAAUUUGUUUUUUACUUUUUGGCAAUCAGAAUGUUGUUUUUUGAGACACAAAGCACUUCUCCCCUCAACUGAACUGAAUAUCAGAAAACGGCUGAAGAAACAUACUUUCUACGAAGGAACAACCAAAGUUUUUUAUAUAACUUGUGUCCACAUCGAGGCCAUACCUGAUUAUAUGAAUUCGACUUGAAAAUAAAUACUGGUGACACUUG